This is a messenger RNA of Harpegnathos saltator (Jerdon's jumping ant), 1134 nucleotides long. It is a transcript of the gene Zfrp8, whose product is annotated as Zinc finger protein RP-8. Gene Ontology annotation, cellular component: nucleus; cytoplasm. The transcript is spliced from 6 exons. Lineage: Eukaryota; Metazoa; Arthropoda; Insecta; Hymenoptera; Formicidae. The record is from RefSeq and is a predicted model, not a curated record. The coding region runs from base 274 to 1131 and encodes 285 amino acids.
UAACUUAUUGCACCAGUUCAACAGCGCAGCUACAAAGAACAGACCACUUAUUACCUAAAGCCAUAUACCGAACGAACGAACAUUUAACGCAAAAAUCUUGAUUGAUGUCAUGGAAAAUGGCGUGUGGACAUUGUUUCGGAACAAUCCGGAGUCAAAAAUAGAACCAACCAACCAACCUUGAUUAAUGUCAUUCAUGACAGGAUUUGCAAAAUGCUGCGAAUCAUGGCGACUGGAGAGUCGAUUCUUCCCCUGCAAAGUAGGCGGUAAACCGGCAUGGCUCGAUUUAAAAAACAUUCCCGAAACGUGGAAUGUUGCAAAUCAAAUCAGAAUGGAAACUUAAAGGUUUUUCGUUCACAAUUGAAUAAAAACAAUAUUUUUUAUUCACCUGAACCACCCAUUGAAGAAAAAUAUUGGGGAACAGAUGUUGAUGUGUCAAAAUGGGUGAAGACUUGCCACAUUUGUGGAAUUUUAGCACCGUGCCACUGCUCCAAGUGUAAAGUUAUCAAUUAUUGUUCUCGUAUACAUCAAAUUCAUGAUUGGAAAAAUGGACACAGAGAGACAUGCAGUACCAAAGCAGUUAAUACAAAGGAAAGAUUAAUCAAGGACAAUGGUAUUUUAUUUCCCGAAUAUGAGAUUAUAAUUGACUUUGAAGAAAUUGAGAAACCUACUGAAAAUGAAGAAAAAGAACUUGAAAAAUAUAAUGCAAUGAUAAAGAAUAACACAGCUGGUACUCUUCAACAUGAAGAUGUGGUUAAUGACUUAUCAAAAAUAGCUCUUCAUGAAAAAGACCAAACAUUUUCAAAAUUCCGUGUAACAGUUCAGAAUCAUCCAACUCAGAUUAUAAGAUAUGAUAUAGGAGGGGAAAUUCUGUAUAUUUCAUCAGAUAAUCAAAUAACAAAUGUCCCAAAAUGUCCAGAAUGCAAUGGCAACAGACAAUUUGAAUUUCAAAUAAUGCCACAACUACUAUAUUAUCUUGGGUCAACGGAUUUUAAAUGCCUUGAUUGGGGAAUAUUGGCUGUGUUUACAUGUGAACAAUCUUGCAAACCUAACAACAAAUAUGUGAGAGAAUAUAUAUGGAAACAAGAUAUUGUACAGCAGGAAGGAAGCUCAGAAAUAAAACAAAACAUAUGAAUA